GCACGGCACAUCCAUUACCGGCAGUGAAGGAGGCACAUAAUAAGUGGCGGUUCGACACUCAACGCUUGCUGUCGUUCGCCAUUCAACAUGAGCAUAAUCGUGCUUGCCUGCAUUCUUGGUGCGUCCGUUCUUGGUCGGGCAUAUGGCCUGGCGGGCGCUGUUUACGAAGCCAACAACUACCUGGACACGGUGCUGGGUGUGGUACUGCCAUUGCAAGUGAAUGAGGCCGACAUGAACACGGUCCUGCUUCCGGGAUUCGCUGUGCACCACAGCGACGAGACGAGAGCGCUGAACGUGAGCUUCGACAGCGGCGUGCUCUUCGGCUUCGGAAAGCGCUGGCAACGCCGAGGAGAUUGCCAGGCUGCUCAAUGGCGCAACGAGAAUAUCACCACCACUUGCCACGCAACGCUGAAUGGCAUGCUGAUCCUGCUUGAGGGCACAGUCGAGGACGGCACCAUCAAUGAAAACGUUACCGUUAUGCUGGUUGUCCGGAACUCGUCAGCUCAGAUCUCUCCAACUGAAAGAAAGAAAGGUUACGCUGUACACCUGGAUCUGUCAUUGGAACGACUGUCGCUGGAUGUCGUGCCCAUGCGUAACCUGACACCGCUGCCUGGAGUCCCGGAGGCCGUCUUCAAGGAAAAGCUCAACCUGGGAGCCUCAGCCAUCCUGAGGCGCUUCAUCGAGACAGAGGCUCGGCAGGGCGUACUCAGGCACGCUUUCUCCCUCAUCCACCUUCCUCUGCCACAGCAAUAAAUGCCACGGCCAAGGCUCUCCAGCCUGCGCCGCGAAAGCCCUA
Molecule: messenger RNA, 796 nt
Organism: Dermacentor albipictus
Lineage: Eukaryota; Metazoa; Arthropoda; Arachnida; Ixodida; Ixodidae
Source: RefSeq, a predicted model, not a curated record